Molecule: messenger RNA, 1275 nt
Organism: Ochotona curzoniae (black-lipped pika)
Lineage: Eukaryota; Metazoa; Chordata; Mammalia; Lagomorpha; Ochotonidae
Gene: KCNG2
Product: potassium voltage-gated channel modifier subfamily G member 2
Biological process (GO): protein homooligomerization; potassium ion transmembrane transport
Cellular component (GO): membrane; voltage-gated potassium channel complex
Molecular function (GO): voltage-gated potassium channel activity
Source: RefSeq, a predicted model, not a curated record
AUGGUUUAUGCUGCUGGCAUAAAGACAGCCUUCACCCUCUGCGACCUCACAGCCACCAUGACCCCAGGGCCUCUGGGGUCCCAGAUGGAGGUCAGAUCGCCCUUCAGCGGGCACCAGGCAUGCAAGAGAGGACCAGGCCGAAGCGGAGGUGCGGUCCGUUUGCAUCACGUCAUCAUCAAUGUGGGAGGCCGCCUGGUGUGCUUGGCCUGGGUGGCCCUGGCAUGCUGCCCGCUUUCACUCCUGAAGCGCCUGCAGACCUGCCGCAGCCAGGAUGAGCUGCUUCGCGUGUGAGACUAUGACAUGAGCCGCAAGUUCUUUGACCACAGCCCCUGCGCCUUCCGCGCCAUCGCAGUGCUGCUGCGCGCUGGCAAGCUGCGGCUGUUGCGAAAACCCUGCACCUUCCGCGAGGAGCUGGCCUACUGGGGCAUCGGCCAGACGCGGCGGCGCUGCUGCCUGCGCCACCUGCUCCACCGCGAGGAGGCUGGACGUGGUGAGCAGCAGACCCUGGCGCAUACCGUGGGGUCUGGGCCGCUGCAGCGUGGCCCCUAGUGUCUGCGCGACGUGCUGGACAACUUGCACUCGAUCCCCGCGGGGAAAUUCUUCACCUGCGUCUCGGUGGGUUUUGUGGCCAUCACAGCCGUGGGCCUGUGCCUGAGCACUAUACCAGACAUCGGCGCCGAAGAGGAGCAGGGCGAGUGCUCCCACAAGUGCCGUAACCUGCUGGUGUUGGAGGUGGUGUGCGUGGCCUUCUCACUGGAGCUCCUGCUGCGCUCUCUGCAGACUAACAGCAAGUGUGCCUUCCUGCGGGCACCGUUAAACCUCGUGGACAUUGCAGCCAUGAUGCCCCUGUUGGUGUCACUGCUGGCAUGGCUGGCAGUGGGCACGGACCCUGGCCAGUGCGGGCUGCUGGAACCAAUGUGUGCACUCUGUGUAAUGUGCGUGGUGUGCCUUGCAGGGUUGCGCUCGCUGGGGUUGACCGUGUGUCAUUGCAUACAUGAGCUCGGCCUCUUGCUGCUGUUCCUCUGCGUGGCCAUGGCACUAUGUGCACCGCUCAUGCACCUAGCUGAAUGUGAGCUAGGCAUGUACCACAACUUUGCCAAUGUGCCUGCCAGCAACUGGUGGGAUGGAGACAUGGUGCCGCGCAGCCUGCCUGGCCAGGUGGUGGCACUCGGUGGCAUCCUGCUGCUGGCCCUGCCUGUCACAGCCAUCUUCUACAUCUCAUGCUCCUAUGCCAAGCUCCAUGCGCAGAGGCGCCCUGCAGCCAGCCCAGGGUGA